Molecule: messenger RNA, 1575 nt
Organism: Periophthalmus magnuspinnatus
Lineage: Eukaryota; Metazoa; Chordata; Actinopteri; Gobiiformes; Gobiidae
Gene: morn4
Product: MORN repeat containing 4
Exons: 5
Coding region: 90-530 (146 amino acids)
Source: RefSeq, a predicted model, not a curated record
AGCCGGUGUUUUCAUGUCUUUACGCCCUCUCCUUUAAAGCGGUGGUUUUCCAUGCUUCAGAGACAACAAACCUAGCACACAGGAGGAAUAUGACUCUGACCAGAGGAUCUUUCACCUAUGCCAGCGGAGAAGAGUAUCAUGGGGAGUGGAAGGAAGGGCGUCGACAUGGCGUGGGCCAACUCAAGUUCCAGGACGGGACGUGCUACAAAGGCCAGUUUGAGAACGGCCUGUUCCAUGGUACUGGUUCUUUAAUCUUCACAGAUGGAUCCAGAUAUGAAGGUGAAUUUGCACAUGGAAAGUUUCAGGGCCUGGGUGUUUUUAGUCGUUAUGACGGUAUGAAGUUUGAAGGAGAAUUCAAAGAAGGCCGAGUUGAGGGUUAUGGUUUGUUAACCUUUCCUGACGGGGCUCAUGGUGUUCCCAGAAACGAGGGUCUGUUUCAAAACCACAGGCUACAGAAGAGAGAGAAAUGUUCAGGAGUGGUGCAGCGGGCCCAAGCUUCUGCCUCUAAUGCUCGCACUCUGACCCUCUGACGGGAACCAUCACAACCCGAGCUGCUGGAGAUAGGGCUUACCAGACAUGGACCUACUUUUUUUUCCACAUUUUCUAAUAUUUUAUACUACAAAUGCCUUGUUAAGCCUCUGCAGUGUCUUGCAACGCAUACAUUUAUGGAUCAACCGAAUGAUUUCAGCACAAAACUAUUAAGCACAUCAACAGGCAUCUGUGUCGUGUUUGCGUGCGUGAGGUUUUUUUUUUGUCUUGCUUUGUAUUGCAAGAGGUUUUCGCCAUUUCCAUCUUCACAUUUAUGCAUAGUGGUACGGCUCUGCAUGCCACUACUGUAGGGAAAUGUGUUUUGUCACUUGCAUUUGGAUUCAGUUUUUUCACAAAUGCCUUAAAGUCAUUUUGUGCAUGGAAAUAUAGGUCAAGGGUGCCUAGUUGAAAAUCAGAUGAUGUACAGUGGCCUCUCUUUUCCCUCUGCAUCAUCUCCCCUAAAGAGACUGUCAUCCUAAUGAAAUUCAAGUCAGUUUGAAGAAUGUCUUGGCUUGGCUUGUUUAUCUGUUGGUUUCACCCAAGCACUUCGUCUCUGCUAACUAGAGCCAUUGCUGAUUGGUUGAGCUUAAAUAAAAAACAAACAAGAAAACACAUCCCAUCAUGGUUGAUAAAAAUGUACUUAUUUGGCUUAAAUUAAAAGGAAAAACAAGAUGGCAGCUAGGCACAAAUAAACCGUGUACCAUAUUGCAACGACCAUUGAAAAAAGACUAUGUUCUACAGUGAAAAAAACAUAUACAUCUAAGUGCAUUUCGUGCUUUCACUUUGUAAGUAGCACCUGGAUUUGUUUUCCAAGCAUGGGGUUGCUGAAAAGAGUCCACUGGCUUGUGAAUAGUGUAUUUAUUUGUUAUCCUAAAUUAAAGAAUAUUUGACUUGUUAUACUUGAAGCUAUCAGGCCUUAUACACAGUUUUGUACAUGUAUCUUGUCUAGGGUUGAAAGCAUUUUGCAACCAAAGACCAUAUCAUUUUGUGGAGUGUUUUGUUUAUUUGUUUUUUCAUCAAAUCAAUAAAAAUAUCAUAAUCUACCUG